Funneliformis caledonium is the source of this 1278-nucleotide messenger RNA. The record is from the annotation of a GenBank genome assembly. NCBI's taxonomy places the organism in Eukaryota, Fungi, Glomeromycota, Glomeromycetes, Glomerales, Glomeraceae.
AUGAAUGAUAACUAUAAACUGCAAGAUAACCUGAUGGAUAAGAUUAAUCCAUACUUCCUCUCUCAAGACAAUUCCUUCUCUGACUGGAAUAAAUGGAAUUUGGUAUCCUUUUUAGAAUAUGUGAACGAGAGAAAAACCUUGUCAUUUAGUGACAAAAGAGAACUACAUCGAAGGUUUAGGGACUCCAUAAAUGCAAUUUUAAAGUCAGACGCGCUAGCGACUAUGAAGAAAGCGAUCAAGGAUCUUAAGAAGGAGACAUGUUCGGUCAGUGUCGAUUUAUUCUGGAAGAAAGUUAAAACGGAAGAGAAAAUUGCUGUUACGGAGGCUGAAUAUCAGCAUAAACAAGCAUUUCUUAAACUAAAGAAUAGAGUAAUUGAGAGUCGCGAAAGAGAAGUAAAGAAGGAUGUGAAUGUAAUUAUAAUCGUUGAUAUGAAGGCACUGUCGGUGUUGGAUGCUUCCACCACAACAUCACUAUCUGAUAAUACUUCUACAGCACUACCACCUCGUUAUACUCCUACAACACCACCUUAUAAUGAUGUUUCCACCACAACACCACCAUCUGAUAAUGCUUCCACAGCACCACCACCUCGUUAUACUCCCACAACACCACCUCUAUCACUAUCUCAUUAUACUCCCACAACACCACCUCGUAAUGCAUCACCACCACCAUCACAGAAUAUUCUUAAACAUUCUUUUGAUAUUUAUGAGAUAAGAGCUUUGGAGCAAUCAGUGAUAUUGCAUUUUGAAGCAAAGAUGCAAGAAUAUAAACCUAAGAAAGCUUUAUCUGUAGAAGUUAUGAGAAUUUUGAAAAUAUUUAAUGUUAUAUCUUUGGAAGACCUUGGAAAGGCACUUAACGAAGUCAAAAUUGAUUAUAAUAAUUUGGAUCGUGAUAUUAUCUACUUGUGUCGUCUUUUCAAAAAAUUAGACCUACCGGAAAGCUGGUAUAACAGUCACAUCAUAGCACCAAUCUUUGAUGACUGCCUCGAAUCAAUAGAUAAAUGUGAAGUGAAAAGCUUUGUGCAAAAGCUUCUUGAUAAAAAAUCAAGAAAAAAGAAGAGAUAUGAUAAGAUUUUAUCUUUUAGUAAACAAUUUGAAUUUAUAUACAUAGAGACAGCAACAACUUCUAUACUUUCAAAAUCAGAUAAAGAUUUAUCGAAGCUACACAAUGCUAUUAUUCCUAUGUUUAAGCAUAUGGUAUCUACGUUACUGGAAAAAUUACUACACGAGAUUUCAUCCAUGCCUAUUCUUUGCGUGCAAUUUAGUGGAGCAAGCGUUGAA